Pimephales promelas (fathead minnow) is the source of this 1572-nucleotide messenger RNA. It is a transcript of the gene ccnp, whose product is annotated as cyclin P. The record is from RefSeq and is a predicted model, not a curated record. NCBI's taxonomy places the organism in Eukaryota, Metazoa, Chordata, Actinopteri, Cypriniformes, Leuciscidae.
GUUAAUUAGCUGAUGCUGUGUGUCAGUGAAGGUAGCUGCAGUGUCUCGGUGAAUCAUGGCUCGGACUGGGUUUUGUGAUUCCAGGCAACUGUUGGACCUCCAUAUGACUGAGGCAGGGCAAGCGCCUCUGCGGGUGUGGGCAAACUCCUGUAUUCUGAGGGAGCGCAGGGUGUUUGCUGAAGGAGAGGAGCUUGGGUCAGGGCAGCACUGCAAACCUGCCCAGGAGAGUCGAUGGGUUCGAAGGCUUUCCAUCUCUGCAGAGGAUGGGAUCAUAAUGGACUAUGCUCCUCAAGACGUACCACUUUCAGAUGUCUGUGAAGAGGAGGCUUUGCUGCAGUAUCUGAACAGGUUGCCAGGUCCACCAAGUCUGCGGGAACUGAUGCCUGGACUUCUGCGCAGACAGGUGGAGGUAGCCAUCAGCAAGCUGGGACUCCUUUAUGACCAGACCUACGCAUGGGACAUCUUUUUAGACAUGAUGAGAAGUCAGAUACUAUGCACUCUCCCAAACGUUGACCUUCCCAAGCCUUUCACUGACAUUACCAGAGCUAUUUUAGUUGACUGGCUAAUUCAAGUCCAUGAAGUGUUUCAGUUCUCAGAGGAAACGUUGUAUCUGGCGGUACACCUUCUGAAUCGAGCGCUAAGGCUCAUCAAAGUGUCCAUCUCCUGCCUGCAGUUGCUGGGUGUGGUUUGCCUCUUUCUGGCUGCCAAAAAAGAGGAAUGUCUAUUACCAGAGGUUUCAGAGCUCUGCUAUCUGAUGGAGAAUGCCUACAGUAAGAAACAACUGCUUCGGAUGGAGAGGAGAGUUUUAACUGGGCUCAAGUUUGAUCUUUAUUACUGUCCCCCACUUCACUUUCUUCUCAUCACUGCUUCCAUUGCACGCUGCAGCGACAAGUGGGUCUGGAUGGCCCGGUACCUGUUGGAGCUGUCGCUCCUGGAGGAGCAGUGUGUGGUGUUUCUGCCCUCUCAGCUGGCUGGUGCUGCCCUCCGACUGGCCCGAAGGAUCCUCCAGGAAGCUCCCACUCCAGAUGGAGAGACGGCCUGGUGCAUUGCCUCCAGUAUCUAUAAAGGAAGUGAAGCAGCUCUCCUCAGUAUAAUGCAGAUCAUGGCCAUGGCAGCAGCGAGAGCACACACUCGUGAGACCCGUGCCACUUUCAUCAAGUUCUCCACCAUACAAACCCUCCAUGUCAGCAUGCACCCUGCCCUGAAGGCCGCCCCUGGCUUACUGGGCCUGUCGUGCCCUCGGACGUGACGCUCCAACACCGGUGAGGAGGCCGGAAAUGCUCGGGACCGCUCAUAGCGCUGCUACUAUAGGGAGGGAAGUAAACUUUGUGAGGAUUGAGAGCUGGUUACUCUUUUUGGACUGAAUUGUUUGUAAUUUUUUUUAUUGUAAUCUUAUGCCACCUUGAUGUAAAAAGGAAUAAAAAAAAGGAUUUAUGUCUAUGUAGCUUUUAAGUGUUUCUCAAUGCUAUGGUGUGAACUUUAGAAACUGGAAUGGAUGUUGGUGACUGUUUUUGAAAAUGUGCUUUCCAUGUCUUAAGAUUGUAAAAUAAAAUUAUGUUUUGGAAAACUGCA